This is a messenger RNA of Prunus avium (sweet cherry), 1037 nucleotides long. RefSeq names its product mitochondrial import receptor subunit TOM20. The record is from RefSeq and is a predicted model, not a curated record. Gene Ontology annotation, molecular function: protein binding. Gene Ontology annotation, cellular component: mitochondrial outer membrane translocase complex. Gene Ontology annotation, biological process: protein insertion into mitochondrial outer membrane. NCBI's taxonomy places the organism in Eukaryota, Viridiplantae, Streptophyta, Magnoliopsida, Rosales, Rosaceae.
CCGCGCGGGCGAGUGACAGAUUGCACACGUGUGAACCGCGAAAAUCCUAAGAAGGCGGUUAUAGGCAUUGCCGUGGUGUGUCGCGCAAGGUGAAGUUUUCUACUUGUCUGCCUGCCCCUACAAAAAAACAAAAACCAAAAACAAAAACUGCAAACCCUAAUAAGUUCCAGACAGUGAGCCACAAACCCCUUUGGCCCCAAAAUCGCCGUCACUCACCUGAAUCCAAAGCCAUGCAAUUCUCUCAGGACGACUUCGAUCGCCUUUUGCUCUUCGAGCACACUCGCAAAACUGCCGAAGUUAACUACGCCAAGAACCCUCUCGAUGCCGAUAAUUUAACUAAAUGGGGAGGAGCGUUGCUCGAACUAUCGCAGUUUCAAAGCCUUGCAGAUUCGAAGGGCAUGAUUAAUGAUUCGAUUUCGAAGUUGGAGGAGGCUUUGCAAAUAAACCCCGCGAAGCAUGAUGCACUAUGGUGCCUAGGAAAUGCCCACACCUCUUUCGCAUUUCUGACCCCUGACCUCGACGAGGCAAGGCCUUAUUUUGAUAAGGCGUCUGAAUUUUUCCAAAAGGCUGCGGAUGAGGAUCCUGGUAACGAGCUUUAUCAGAAGUCCUUAGAAGUCACAUCUAAGGCACCUGAAUUACAUAUGGAGAUCCAUAAGCAAGGGAUGGGUCAGCAAAUUCUGGGUGGGGGACCUGCUGCUCCAUCAUCCAGUACAAAGACCAAGACCAAGAAGAGCAGUGAUCUGAAGUAUGACAUAUUUGGAUGGGUUAUCCUUGCAGUUGGCAUUGUUGCAUGGGUUGGAAUGGCGAAAUCCAACAUGCCACCACCACCACCCCCAAGAUAAGCUUUAUAUAUCUUAUGACUGAAGUAACCCUUCCAGUGCAUUUGGUUGAAGGUUAAUAUUUUCUUUAAGAUACUCAUCUGGUUGAGUUGUAGUAAUUCAAGUAAAUCAUGUGGUAUGCUAACUACAUGUUGAUUUUGACCAUAAAUUUUUCUGUGUUGCUAUUCUAAUUAGGAAUAUCAUUUUUAUAUGAGUUAA